CCGCAUCAGAAUACGUAUGGUCGGUGUUAAAAUGACUAAGCGACCGGAAACUGUUGUGAAUGUGAUCUGGAUCCGGAUCUCUUGAUGCUGCUCGACAUAACUUGGAUAUUUAGCAGUUAAAUAAGAUUCUUCAUCAUCAUUCUCCUAAGCGCGUGUAUAUCGUCUGGAUUAAGCUUCGCCGGGCUCCAAGGCGCAAUACGGUUUGAGUUGGCUAACCAUACAGUCGUGAAAAUUUGAUCGGUCUGUGUGUGGAUGUUAUGUGUGUUGGCUUUCCGUGUGUCAGCAGCGUUUGUGGGCAUACGGAAUUGGAUUAGGAAUCAGCCGGCGGUCAGAAGCGCCGCAGGAACGGAAGUCGCAUGUAGAAGACCUCUUGGAUCGCAUUACUCCGCAACUCAAGCUCCAUUGAAUACCAUGACCAAAGGCUAUGCUUGCCGACUCCGGAAUUGUUUGUGAAAUCAUUUUUUCUCUACCCAUAAAGCACUUGAUUGGUUCCAAUCCAGUUAUCUCGCUGCCCCGGUCGUUGUAUACAGCCGCCUAAUUAUUCGAAAUAUGUAAAAGGACACUCACUGUUAUCUCAUUCAAUUAUCCCGCUGUGAUCCGUAUUAGACGCUGUCUUCACCCAGUUUUCUCAGCAUGCCUUGACGUCAAACGAAUGUAGAAAAAUAAUGCGGAUUAUUUUUGAGAUUCUCAGUGAAAAAAUACCGCAUCCCCCUUAUUACAAGCAAUGAAGGCUAUCGUUGCACGUGGGAUUGCCAGUGGGAUUUGGCUGCUGAACACUCUUGUGUUUGUUUACAUGCACAGGACCGGCGAUCUUUCGUUUUUAUCAUCAAACCACUCUGUCGGGUUUAUUGGCGAAAACAAUCGAGUUGAUUUCUGGACAUUGUCCGAAAGCGGGUGUGCUUGCGCACAUGAUAGUUUUAACAUGACUUGUGCGUGCUGCGAUCCCGGAAUAGGAUGUCCGUGCUCGGCCCCACUAUCCAAUCGCUGCGCUCAAUGUGGUCUGGAAUCGUUUUGCGGAAAAAUGUGCAAUAUGACCAUUGAUAUGAGUCAGUUGACAACUAAGCAUGGAGCCAUUUAUAGCCCUCCUUCACCUGGACCAAUUUUUUGCUCGUUUUAUGUUGUUGCCAAUCCGAGCACACGGAUUCAGAUUGACCUUUAUCGGAUGCAAGGCAUCGGAGAGUACAAUCCCCAAACAAAAAGAUGCAUUGGCGGCUUUUUGCAAAUAAUUGACGGAGUUCGUGCGCUUAGAGGAAAUUCAUCCGCUGUCCAUGUGUUUUGCGGCGCUGAUAGCCGUUUUGACCGACCGGUGACUAUUUUUAAAGAGCGCGCCAUGGCUAUCAUUCAAUAUUGGGCGGCCACUGCCAUCCAAUCGAGAUUUAUGUUGGAAUUUAGUUUCCAUGAAAAAAGCGAAGAGAAUUAUGCGCUUGGUGGGACGGCGAUUCCUAAUUCAGAAUGUGACUGGAUCUAUCGGCAACAAAACUGCUCCAACUCAGAGGAGCCGUGUGACUUCUCCACGCCGGGUUAUCCGGGAUUGUAUUCCAAUUAUCAACACUGCCGGUAUUUCUUCCGCAGCACCGAUCCAUCAUUGCAGAUUCGUAUCCAGUUUAAAACCUUUGAUUUCCCAGCCGGGGACUGUGACACACAUUACGUAAACAUUUUUGACGGAGCCUAUAGUACAAAAACUGAUCCUGCUUUACAAACCCUCUGUGGAGUACAAAAAACAGAGGAAAUGAUUUAUUUUUCCACCGGGCCCUCCUUGGUUAUAGAGUUUAUUAGUGGAGCUCUCUCCCCGCCGUAUAAUUAUACCGGCUUCCAGGGCACCGUUGUGUUCGGAAACAAUCCACCUGAUCGCAUCGUGGGAAACAAAAUCGAGAAAACUUUCUGUGACUGGGUAUUUUACAGCAACAUGACUCCCUGGGCCAGUUUCAGUAGUCCAAUGGACUGGUUUCCAAAGGAGACGCGCUGCCGUUUUAAAUUCAUUCCAACCACUCUCACUGAUCAAGUUAUACUUUCCAUGCACAGCUAUUUUUUGGAAAGUGAUCACUGUAAUACAGUUAUCCGCAUUGCCGAAGUCGAUGAAAAAGACGAGGAGACACACCUCAUCAAGCGGAUAUGUGGCCCUGCAUCCAAAUAUGCAGCAGCCGGCGAUCAGAAGGCCAUCGAGGAAUACGCUGCAGGUGCAGGGAAAACAUUGUUGUUAACAUUUUCUUCUAAAAAUGGAAACCUCCAUCUCGGCAAAACAUCCGAGUGGAUCAGCGGAAGCUAUUUCUUUCACAAUGAGCGUUUGUUAGGAAAAAAGAUUUUGAAUACGGUCUGCGAUUACGCCUUCAGCAGCGAAAACGUCCAACCCAAAGGAAGUGUAAUGGGUCCGAAACUGGAUUACAAUCUUGACCAACAAGUGUGGAUUUCUACCAUUACAACGGACUGCAACUACGAAUUUUCUUCCAAAUCGAACCAGUCCAUUAGCAUUCAAAUUAAUCAGGCGACAAUGGUCAAACCUGGCGAAGAAACAAUGUUUUGGCUGUGCCGCACCCACUGUAACCGCCAUGGGUGCCACUGUACAAUGGCUGAAAAUGAGGCAGAGAAGAGCCAUUCAUUGAAGGAUGUUUUCCACAUUAUGGUAUUGAGCCGGCAACAUCCGCGCGUGGAAAUAUCAUGUUUUUGUGGUGACCUUACUGACAUCCUGCCACUGACAAUAUCGGCUGUUAAUGGAGCAAUUUUGCGUUAUCAUCGUUUGGGUUUAUCAGUGACCGAUGCUCACUUGUACGACUUCAGCGCAGUUUACGAUUUCCACGAACCGCUAUACGAGUGCUCAAGAAUGUCCCGGAACCGCCAUCAAGGAGCUCUAUAUAUCGUUCCGCGGCGUAACAUUACAAUGAGCGCAAACAUUAUCCACCACAUUCAAUGCGACUGGACCAUUGAAGUAACUCAAAAAAUGUAUAUAUCUCUGGAUAUAAAAUUAAUGCAGAUGGACAAAUCCAGCGCUAAUGUUAAACUAUCGGAACGCAGUCACUGUUUGAAGAAGAAUUUGGUCAAGUUAUAUACCUCCACUGUUUUGCGCGAUAAGGAUAAGGGUAUUGAGGUGUGCCAAAACAAAGCCGUUACCGUUAACACUAACAAACUGUUUAUUCGCUUAACUGCGACUGGAACGUUUUACAAACAUCGUAUUCUAUGGAAAGAACUCAACCCAUCGUCCAUCGGUCGCGGGCAGCACGAAAGCAACACAACAAACGACUUUCCUGGUAGAACUUGCCGCAUUUCUAUCAUUGCAUUUCUCCUGAUUCACUUGAGCCUCAUAUUCUUAUGGCGAUAGAAAUGAUACCAAACAUUGUUUCGUUUUCUGCAUUAGUUACCUCAUGCAGUGUGAUGAUUUCGGUCUUUCAGAUUAGAGUAUUACUGCUGUUUUUUUGGCAAUUGCUUUGGAAUUGUAUAUGCUAAACUUUCAUUUUCUUCGGGACCAGGAUAUUUUUGGAAAAUUGUUUU
Messenger RNA from Paramacrobiotus metropolitanus, 3483 nucleotides. RefSeq lists its product as uncharacterized. Bases 725 to 3313 code for a protein of 862 amino acids. The record is from RefSeq and is a predicted model, not a curated record. Gene Ontology annotation, cellular component: plasma membrane. The transcript is spliced from 20 exons. NCBI's taxonomy places the organism in Eukaryota, Metazoa, Tardigrada, Eutardigrada, Parachela, Macrobiotidae.